This is a messenger RNA of Saccharomycopsis crataegensis, 591 nucleotides long. RefSeq lists its product as uncharacterized. The record is from RefSeq and is a predicted model, not a curated record. NCBI's taxonomy places the organism in Eukaryota, Fungi, Ascomycota, Saccharomycetes, Ascoideales, Saccharomycopsidaceae. The transcript has a single exon. The coding region runs from base 1 to 591 and encodes 196 amino acids.
AUGGGGAUAUUCUCGUUUUUUGGUACCUCCGAAAAGAAAGAUAUAUCUUCUAGCGGUGUUUUGGAAGAUUUGCUGGAGGAACAAAAGACUUUUUUCCUCAAGGAAAAUGAUAGGUUAGAGAUUGAAGUCAAGCAGGCAGAAGCACAAAGUGGUGAUAGCAAUAAUGGUACCAUAGGAAAAGGGUUGCAGAAAUUACUUGGGGAAAACCAUAUCCCAACUUCAGCAAAGGAAAAGGAAGAAUUUGAGCAAUACCAACUACAGAAUACAAAGAGACAUGCAAUGCUAGAAAACUGUGCCGAGGUUCAGCAGUUACUACUUAGCUGCUUGAAAAAUGGGAGCUAUACUGAAAAAUUCACCAUGUGUAAUGAAAGAACUAAAGCCAUGUUCAAUUGUAUUGACUCUCAGAAAAAAUCGUUGUCGCUACUUGGAUACGAAUCUGCCAGAUCUGUUAAAGAAUCGGAAUUCAUUAAGGGCAAGGCCGAUGAUCUUUUUGUAAAACAUUUUGGAAAAGAAGGACUUAGUUUGGAAGAUGAAAUUAAGGAGCAAUUCGUGGAUGAUUUAGAAAAUACCAGGGUGAUGUUAUGGAAAUGA